Molecule: messenger RNA, 2291 nt
Organism: Magallana angulata
Lineage: Eukaryota; Metazoa; Mollusca; Bivalvia; Ostreida; Ostreidae
Exons: 3
Coding region: 253-1164 (303 amino acids)
Source: RefSeq, a predicted model, not a curated record
AACAUUGACAGGCUUACACCCAGGGUUUAUUAAAACAGUCGUGAACAUAACAAGCAGGUCUCUGGACAUAAAGAAGGAUUAGGCUAAUUCGCAGCUGAACGUUUCUGUGUAGUAGCCGCCGGUCUGAAGACUCAAGUCGGCGCUUUGACCGCCGUUGAAGUUCACUCUCUAUAACAUCCAUUUCGAUUUUCUUGGAAUUUAUUUCGAGGAAAAUAUGUGCAUCCGUUUUAUUUUGGUCUUUGGGUAAAAUUUAUGAAAUGGAUUAUUACAAUUUAUAAAAGAUUCGUGAUGGAUAUAACGUUGACGCCAUUCAAAAGGCGUUACGUCGAAAACUGGCGUAAGGAUGUACAGAAACAUUUGGAGGAGGGGUCAAUAUGCCGUAUUGUUGUAGCACAAAUCAACAGUGAUGACGAGGAAGGUUCAGAGCAACCCGUGAAUCCAACAACCCCGCUACCUCCCCCACCCUCAGGAAACCGCGGCAAGCAAAUCUCGCGAGAAAAAUCCUCAUCUGAAAAACUAGCUGACAUUGCGGUCAGUAGCUCUCUACAUAUACAAGCUUUCCCCUCCGUUAGAUUUAUGUACACCAACGCAGUGGAACAGCAGAAGAAAAAUUCAGAAAAACUUUUCGGUGGAAUUCCCGUGAGUGGUCGGCAAGUUUCGCGGAAAGACGUAGCGGAAGCGGUCAAUGUUUCCGAGGAUAAAAACGAGUCGAAGCCCCUUGUGAUUGUAGAUCCACAGUUGAUGACGCCAUUAGAACAUCCGGAACUGAGUACGCAAGAAAAUAAGAAACCGAGCAAAGAUGUUCGCUUUCCGAUGAAGAUUACCUCUCUCCAAUCUCAGGGUGAAUCAAAAAAAUACGGCAGGUUGCCUCUUUUUGCCAAAUGUAAAAUCCAAUCAACAGAACGGAAUAGUUUUGUUGUAUCAAGGUCAAACUUACUGAAAAACGGAAAAGCCAAAAAUCACAGUUUCUUGACAUUACCGGUGAGAUUUCAAGUUCAAGCUCAGACUAAUGACCGGUUAAUCCAGAGUUCGGAUAAAUACAUUCUAAAAGAGAAAACAAACCUAUCACAAACACCCAGAAAAGACUUCCGGAGAUCUCCAAGAAAAGUGGAUUUCCCCCUCGCCACCCCUCGCGUAUCUUCCAACACCGUUUGGGCGUGGUGAUGACGGACAACCAUUAAUUAAACAAGCUUAUUUUUAUUGUUCCAUUGACCCCUGCAUAACCUUAUUAAGCUACAAUAACGGCACUCGUUGAUUCAAUUUCUUCCUUUGUCUCUUUAUUUUAUUAAAAGCAAAAAAAAAGGUUAUCACUGAUGAAGAAGAAAAAUCAAUUCAUGGAUAUCCAUUAUAUAGCGUAAUUCCUGAUAUAGUAUACUACUUUUUGACACAUUACUGUCAGUUUUUUUUAAAGGGAUCUUCCCGUAUUAAUAUUUUGGAAUUGAUUUCUUUAAUCAUGAUAGAAAUAAACGUCUUCAUGAUAAGAAUUUUAAAAGGAUGGUUAGAAAAAAUAUACUGAAGGAUUAUCCUCAAUACAAAACUUACAUCAAAGAUAAGCGUCAAAAUUGACCUCAAAGUGUUUUUAAGGCUUAACUUUUUGAAAAAAUUAAGAUUGCAUUGAUAGAUAAAUUAAAGGAGACCUUUCGCUUUCAAAAAUGUAUCUCCUUUUUCCUUGAAAUGGUAAUCUCAUAAAAGAGGGAUCAUAUGGUUUAACUUUGUUCUUGACUAGAUAUUGUACAAAUAUUGCUGUAGAUCUAAAAAAAAAAAAAAAUAUCUGUACAACAUCGCCGUUCACGUUUUGUUUUCGACAACAAAGUCUGACCUUAGGCCAUUAAGGUUUGAUCCCUCUGGCUUAGUAUCGGAAUCUUUACUGCGUGAUGUCUAUAAAAAUAGCAUAUGUCACUUGUCAGAGACCCUAAGGCAAGAAAAUCUCGCUCAUGGACAAUGCAUUUGCACGUAAUAAAAUAAUCUUAAGUGGAAUAAACCCUCACAAUCAAGACUCGUUUGAGUGCUUUAGAGAAAUUAAUAAUAACUGAAUCCUUAUCGAAUUUUUAAUAUGUGACCGUUCAGGUCGCGAAUAAACUUGCACAUUUUAAUCCUUCGAUGAAGAUUUAGGCAUUUAAUUAUAUUUACCUCUUAAAUAGUGUUAUUAGUGCUUAGCAGGAUACGGAAUUUUAAAAAAUCUUUUAAAGACCAAUAUAUCAAAUCCAACUUGUUUACCAUGUAACUUUUUUAAAGCUGUUUGAUUAUCAUUGAUAUGUCAUUUUCUGUCAUUAAAUUUCACCGAAAUCCUC